AGAUGGGCAACAGAGGGAAGGCGUGAGUGGGAUUUUACGCAUGCGCGCCUGGCUUUCUCCGUUCCCUGACGCUUCCUUUCCGCCCUUUGGCGAAGAUGGCUUCCCGCGCGGGACCCCGAGCGUCGGGGACCGACGGCAGCGAUUUCCGGCACCGCGAGCGUGUGGCCGAGCAUUAUCAGAUGAGCGUCUCCCUCAAGUCUGAGAUUAAGAAGUUGAUCUACAUGCAGGUGGCUCUGUGGCUGCUGGUGGUGGCGCAGAUGUGUGUCGCUCACUUCAAGUGGCUGCCCCACGACCAGGUGGCCAUGCCUUACCAGUGGGAGUACCCGUACUUACUCAGCAUCGUCCCAUCGCUGUUUGGCCUCUUCUCCUUCCCCCGCAACAACAUCAGCUACCUGGUGCUCUCCAUGAUCAGCACAGGGCUGUUCUCGGUAGCGCCUCUCAUCUACGGCAGCAUGGAGAUGUUCCCCAUGGCCCAGCAGCUCUACCGCCACGGCAAGGCCUACCGCUUCAUCUUCGGGUUUUCCGCCGUCUCGGUGAUGUACUUGGUGGUCGUGAUUGCCGUGCAGGUUCACGGCUGGCAGCUUUAUUACAGCAAGAAGCUGCUGGACUCCUGGUUCACCAGCACACAGGAGAAGAAGAAGAAAUGAAGAAAUGGCUCAGAGUUGCAUGUGUGGGGGACCUUGUCCCAGGGCUGGGAGUUGGAGGUGCCUGGCUCGGACAAAGGUGGAACGGGCUCUUUGUCAUCCCCAUUCAGGCAAGCGGAUGGGGGAUGCCAAAGGUCCUAUUCAUGCUAAGUGAAAGUUGAGCCAUAUCUUGGUAUCUUCCAGCUAGGGCUGGGAGACUCCCAGUAUGGACAGCUUUCCUUGGGAGGGGUUUAAGGGAUCUUCUGCCUUCAGGAGAGGCAGCCAAUGCCAUUGGGUAAGAGGUCAUCCUCAUGAUGCUGAAGGUGCUGGCAGCUCACAAUGAGCGGACUGGAUGUUGCGAUGCAAAGGGAUCGCCAACCUUAGAAAGCCACCAUGAUUAUUGCCUUUGUUUUUAGCUGUGCUGUCGCCUGGGGGAUUAAACUAGUUUGGUGGGACAGUAUUUCACAUUGAGGCCCAGAUCCCUUGCAUUUGCUCAUCCUGGAACUCUCAGUAGGGGGUGCCCUAGGCCCUGGCCCCAUAGAGAGAGCUGCUACUAUGUGCCACGAUCCCCCCCCCCGCCCCCCCGGGGAUGGGCCACUUUGCGGGAGGUGGGGGAAGAAGGAUGUCUUGAGCUGCUGAUUUUCCCCAGGAAGAACAGGGCUUCCAGCCAGAUGUUGUCACACUACGUGUUUCUUCUUUGCUCACCCACAGCGGAUUGGGGUGUGGGACCCGUGAUGCCUCUUGGGACCUUGUGUACUUUCCAUGCUCACGCAGACCAGCGCUGCUUCAGGAUUCCAUCCCUGUUCAGGCAUUCCCUUUUCCUCAAGCAGAGACAAUGGCUGCCUCCUCCUCCUUCCCAGGCACCGGGUUUCAGCAUCCCUCCUAUGUGCUUCAAAACCAAAUAAAAGAGCUGAACUGGA
This is a messenger RNA of Sphaerodactylus townsendi, 1543 nucleotides long. RefSeq names its product jagunal homolog 1 (gene JAGN1). The coding region runs from base 96 to 647 and encodes 183 amino acids. Gene Ontology annotation, biological process: vesicle-mediated transport; endoplasmic reticulum organization; granulocyte colony-stimulating factor signaling pathway. Gene Ontology annotation, cellular component: endoplasmic reticulum membrane. The record is from RefSeq and is a predicted model, not a curated record. NCBI's taxonomy places the organism in Eukaryota, Metazoa, Chordata, Lepidosauria, Squamata, Sphaerodactylidae. The transcript has 2 exons.